AUUAUUUCCGGUCACACUCUUCUCAAAUAAUUAGUUAUCGGUAAAAAAUUUGCACGGCAAUUUCAUAAUUGCUAUUUGGAACCGUCUGAAAAAUUGGAGAAAUCGUAAACAAAAAAAUUCAUUCGUCUCAAGCUUGGGAGAAGUAUAGCUUUUCUUUAAAAGAAAAUAUGCUCUUGUAAGCUAGAUGGAAGUCGUAAACAUGAAAUCAAUUAAUUAAGGGAUUUGAAAAGGAUGAUUAAACACGGAGCCGUAUUGUACGCUAUUUAUUAUUGAGAAUACCGAAAGUAAAAAAAAUCUUUAAUCUUGAACAAUCUAAAAAUAUUUGGCAAGCGUUUGUUAACAAAGGAUGUCUAAUAAUAUGGCAGACCUUAUGCAGCUGAAUAGUAUUGAAGUUAUUCAGAAAGACACACCAGACUCUCCAACGGAAUGCUCUGACGAUGGAAACUUAACAACUUUAGGACGAAUUGGCGGAUUGGGAGUGGGAGCUACUGGUGUCAUGGACUUAACUGAUUUGGGUCAGGAAUUGGAUCAAGAUGAGUUUGAUGGACCUCAUAUGCUAAAUGGUGAAAGACCGGCAAUCAUUGCACCGCCUGAAAGUGAAUGGUACCACGGACGCCUGGAUCGGUACUCAGCAGAAUUGCGAUUGCGAGGAAGCAGUAAAUUAGGAAGUUAUUUGGUCCGGGAAAGUGACCGAAAACCUGGUUCUUAUGUUUUAAGUUAUUAUGGGCGCACCGGAAUAAACCAUUUUCGGAUUACUGCUGUAUGUGGAGAUUUUUACAUCGGAGGCAGACAGUUCAUUUCUUUAAGCGAUCUCGUAGGCUAUUACACAUCGUGUAGUGAUUUACUAAAACGUGAAAGGUUGGUUAUACCAGUAGCACCGCCAGAACCAGUCAAUGACAAAAAGCGUGUCGUCGCUAUUUUACCUUACACAAAAAUGCCAGAGACCGAUGAACUGAGCUUUCAAAAAGGUGAUAUUUUUUUUGUACACAAUGACAUGGGCGAUGGAUGGUUAUGGGUUACCGCUCAUCGUACUGGAGAGCAGGGAAUGAUUUUCCGAGAACUUGUAGAUGAUUUGGAUGUUUCAAUUGAUCCAAAUACAGUGUUUCCCUGGUUUCAUCCAAAUUGUACAAAAAACGAAGCUGUGGACAUGUUGGUUAAAGCGGGCCCUGGAAGUUUUUUAGUUCGCCCAAGUGAUAAUUCUCCCGGCGAUUACUCACUUUUUUUUCAUAUCAACAACCAAAUACAAAGAUUUCGUAUCGAAAAAAAAGGUGUGCGAUAUUUAAUGGGUGGAAGAACUUUUGAAUGUUUGGAUGCAGUAAUAAACAGAUAUCGUAAGGAACAAAUUGUGGAAGGCCACUCAUUGAACCAUCCUGUUGUCAACGGUGUACAGCCUGAGUUUAAUGAACAGUAUGUGGUCGAAAAAGCCGCUGAAAAAAUCUAUGCUACACUACGUGAGUGCCGUGACCAAAUUGGCUUAAAGAAAAUAAAGGGAAUCAAACACCAUGGACAUUUAAAUAAGAAAUCCGAUAAAACUAUAAAAUGGAAACAACUUUACUUUGCUCUUAUCAAUGAUGGCUCUGAAACUCAACUUUGUUUUUAUGAUAAUCCUAAAAAAACAAAGCCAAAAGGUUUAAUUGACUUGUCCUGUGCAUAUCUUUAUCAGUGUCACGAUUCUCUAUGGGAGCGUCCUUUUUGCUUUCAAAUUGUAGAGAGAGCACUACCUUGCCUGGCCACCGUAACUUAUCUUUGCUCUCCUAGCCAGGAGAGUUACGUAGAAUGGAUAAAUGCACUGAAGGCACAAUGUGACUCACAACUAAGUCGUGCUCAAAAAAAAGUUUCCCGUCUUCGAGAGUUGCGUUGUCUUAAUUUGCACGUACUUGAAGCACAUCGUUUACCAUUCAAAUUAGUACCACAUCCGUAUUGCAGCAUUUCUCUUAAUCAGGUUAAAGUGGGAAAAACGCGUGUCAAAAUAGCUCCAGAGCCCGUUUGGGAGGAGGAAUUCAUACUAGACGAUGUUCCUCCCGAUGUUGUAUCCCUAACUAUAACAUUAAUAUCACGGGGAAAACGUGGCAAAGAUUCAGAGGUUGCCGAGCUAACAAUUGACUUAGCCAGUCUUAAGAAUGGCCAGGAGACUGAGGGCUGGUAUCAACUCACUGGAAUGACGCCAAUGGGUGAAUGGGGAUCCUUACGUUUACGAUUGCGUUACGUCGACGAUCUUAUAAUGCCUUGCGAAGAGUACAGUCCUCUCCAGCAACUGCUUCUUGAAUCUGAGCUUUAUGCAGUAAAAGCAUUAGCUGAGUUAUGUCACAAUGAUCGUGUACCACUGGCUACGGCAUUAUUGCGAGUUUUCCGACAUGAAAAACGAGAAACAGAGCUUAUUCGGACUCUGUGUCAAGCAGAGGUAUCGCGUGAAAAUGAAACUACAACGCUAUUUCGUGGGGCGUCUUUGGCUACAACAUUAAUGGAUCUGUAUAUGCGAGCCGAAUGCGCUGGAUUUUUACAGUCUGCAGUUAGCGAAACGGUGCAGCGAAUUUUAGAUAGUAAGCAGUCAGCCGAACUUAAUCCUACAAAAAUGGAUGUAAACGACGACGCUUGCACAAAUGCGGAAUUCCUUUUGCAAAUUCUUGAUCUUGUAACGCAGUCAAUAUUUACAUCACCGGAUGCUUGCCCUCGAAAUGUGCGCUAUAUUUGUAACUGCCUUCAAAAAGCUGUUAUUGCUAAAUGGCCAACAGAACGCUUGGUGCGCACCCGUGUUGUAUCUGGAUUUAUUUUUUUGCGCUUACUGUGUCCAGCAUUGCUUAACCCGCGCCAAUUUGGUUUAGUCGGUGAAAAUCCACCUAUGGCUGCCACCCGUUCAUUAAUUAUGGUAGCAAAGUGUCUACAAAAUCUAGCGAAUUUGAUAGAAUUUGGAGGAAAGGAACAAUAUAUGGAGGUUGUAAAUCCUUUCAUAUUAAAAAAUAAAGAGCGUAUGAUUGUUUUCUUGGAUCAGUUAUCAUUAGUUGCAGAUCCUAAUCCAUCGCUUGGAAUAUUUGUGGACCAGAGCUUAAGCCUUAAUUUACAAGAUACUGGACGUGAGCUGGCUACAUUACAUCAUAUCUGCGUUUCCCACUUACAAGAGCUACAGGAACUAUCAAAUAUACUUUCAAUCAAAAAACUCGUUACAGUCACAGACAUGUUGUCCAAACAUAAAAUAAAGUAUCGCGAGAUGAUCAGCUAAAAAUAAUGUAUUAGAAAAAAAAAAACUAUUGAAUGUCAUUAGUAUUAAAUGUACGAUUUUAUUUUCAAAACAAUAUUCAAACAAUUUGAGCAUGAAACAAUA
Molecule: messenger RNA, 3319 nt
Organism: Drosophila bipectinata
Lineage: Eukaryota; Metazoa; Arthropoda; Insecta; Diptera; Drosophilidae
Gene: vap
Product: RAS p21 protein activator vap
Biological process (GO): signal transduction; DNA replication, removal of RNA primer; cell migration
Molecular function (GO): nucleic acid binding; RNA-DNA hybrid ribonuclease activity; signaling adaptor activity
Source: RefSeq, a predicted model, not a curated record